This is a messenger RNA of Coniosporium apollinis CBS 100218, 1152 nucleotides long. RefSeq lists its product as uncharacterized. The record is from RefSeq and is a predicted model, not a curated record. The transcript is spliced from 2 exons. Lineage: Eukaryota; Fungi; Ascomycota; Dothideomycetes. Gene Ontology annotation, cellular component: mitochondrial small ribosomal subunit. Gene Ontology annotation, biological process: mitochondrial translation. The coding region runs from base 1 to 1152 and encodes 383 amino acids. Gene Ontology annotation, molecular function: structural constituent of ribosome.
AUGCCACCCCGAAUACGAUCGCCAGCCCUCCCAUCCUGCAUCAGCUCCUACACUCCAUCCGCCCGCUUCCAGUGCCCCCAUCAUCCCAGCCCCCAGACCCGCCCCUUCUCCAACUCCACCCCUCGCGCAUCCCGCCUCCGCCGCCGCAUGUUCGCCUGGCUCCAAGGCCCCGGCCGCGCCUUCAAAGAGCCGCUCCCAGGCUCAACAAACUACCUAGGCGCCUACGACAGAUCAGGCGCCCUGAUCCGCGGGCGUGGUCUCGAGCGGCGCGCCCAGGGCCAGCGGGAAGAAGGCAAGCACGCCAGCGACGGCGCCGAGGACGAGGCUGUGGGCGUGGAUGCGCUAAGCGAAGAGAAGGAGAGGCUGGAGAGGGAGGCCAAGGAGAAGAGGGAGGGGGAACUGCCGCCGGAGACGCUGGAGGAUCUGAGGCCGUUCCCGCUCAAUAGGGAGUUUAGGAGCCAGGCGGUGCUGAGUGAGGAGUUGAGGGAGGCGAUUUGGGAGAGGGUUGUUAAGGGCGGAGAGAGUGUUAGGGGGGUUAGUGCUGCGCUGGGGGUGGCGAUGGAGAGGGUUGCGGCGGUGGUUAGGCUCAAAGAGGUGGAGAGGGAGUGGGUGAAGAAAAACAAGCCCCUCGCCCUUCCCUAUGCCCGCGCCGUCCUCGCCAUGCUCCCCCAAACCCCCCUCGACACGCGCAUCAAGCCGCGCGCGCACGAAUCCAUCAACGACCUACCCGUGCACCAAGCCACAACAACGCAGCUCUUCCACCCCGUCUCCGAGUCCCGGCAUUUCACCCGCGUGGACGCCGGUCUAGUCUUCGACUCCCGCCUCCCGCUCCUUCCCGCCGACGCGCGCAUCCCGCACCCAGAGCUCGUGGCGCAGGCAAGUAUGACGCGGACGCAGGCCGUGGAGGCGCAGAAGGCGCUGGACGAGAAGGAGAAGGAGGAGAGGAAGCAAAGAGAGGAGAAGAGGAAGAAGAGGGAGGCGAGGGAUAAGGUUGUCCAGGGACGGAGGUGGGAUUUUGUGUUCCACGAGGUUAGUGUUGAGAGUGUUGGGGAGGAUGGAAGGAGUGCGAGGGGCGUGGGGUGGAGGUAUGGGUUCCCGCAUGAGGAUAGGAAGAGGGGGCAGGUUAAAAUCCCGAGGAGGGUGGAGGCGUAG